AUGUCGCUCAAACGAAAAGCUCUCGAAGAUGCAAGUCACAGAUCCUCGAAACGCUCGACGCCCGGCCCGUCCACUCCCAUGAGCAUGACUAGCGACGAUGACUAUGCGGGAUCAGAUGUUCGGUCGCAGGAUGGCAGCGACAGUGAGAAAGAGCACAUUCGAAAGGCCAGAGCCAAGCUAGAUUUCAGCUCGUUCCAAGGGCCCAAACACAGACAGGCGUCCUCCGUGUUUGGUGACAAAGAUUUCUCGUGGCUGUCUCUGAAGCCUGAUCACGAGAACCGACCGUUGUGGAUAGAUCCCAAUGUAUCGAUGGGUUCAAAGAAAGGCCCUAAGAUCACGCUGGAGAGUUUCUCUCCGUUAGCCGCACAAGCAACAGAUCUGCUUACCACAAUCGCAGAGCCACAGUCGAGGCCUUCAUAUCUUCACGAAUACAGAUUCACCGAACAUAGUUUAUAUGCCGCCUUAUCGGUAGGUCUACGAGGUGAAGACAUAAUCCGUGCUCUCGAAAAGCUAUCGAAAACUCCCGUUCCUCAAACCGUGAUCGAUUUCAUCAAUAGACAUACCAAAACAUAUGGCAAGGUGCGGCUGGUAUUGCGCAACAACAAGUUCUACGUCGAGUCGGACGAGCGCGAGAUAAUAGACAUGCUGCUCAGGGAUCCAGUGAUCGGACCGUGCAAGACCGCCGGCACUGAAGUUCAAGUUGGAAGAGUCCAAACAAAGGCCACCGUGAUUCAGGGCACCAGCAACGCAAAGGGCAUGAAACAAGCAGACCCUGGAAAUGCUGAAAUGUCUCGAGAUGAUCCCGGCAAGGAAAAUGAGGCCAUGAUUGCCGCACUUCGGGAUGAGGAGGAUGAGGACACCUACAAGGAGGCGCCCAACUUUGAGAUUGCGCCGAACAAGCGCGACACGGUUGCAAAACAGUGUCUCGACAUCGGAUACCCUGCUAUUUCAGAAUAUGACUUCGCCGAUGAUCACGAAAAUCCCACUCUCCCUAUAGACCUGCGACCUCAGACGCAAAUCCGGCCAUACCAGGAAAAAGCACUUAGUAAGAUGUUUGGCAAUGGCCGUGGCAAGAGUGGUAUCAUAGUCUUGCCCUGUGGCGCAGGCAAGACCUUGGUCGGGAUCACAGCUGGGUGUCACAUCAAAAAGAGCAUUGUGGUCCUAUGUACCAGUGCCAUGUCUAGUUAUCAAUGGGCAAACGAGUUUAAGAAGUGGUCCGACAUCAAGGAGGAAGACAUUGCCGUUUUCUCAGCACAGGAGAAGAGACGGUUUACGGGAAAUGCAGGCGUGCUGGUCACGACGUACUCCAUGAUCACCGCCGGAGGCAAACGUGCCUACGAUACGCAACAAAUGAUGGACUGGGUCUAUGGCAAAGAAUGGGGGUUGAUGAUCCUUGAUGAAGUGCAUGUGGUACCGGCCAAGAUGUUCCGCAAGGUCGGCGAGAAUAUCCGUGCUCAUUGUAAGCUGGGUCUCACUGCGACACUGCUUAGAGAGGACGACAAGAUCACCGAUCUCAACUUCAUCAUCGGACCAAAGCUGUACGAGGCGAAUUGGAUGGAGCUUGCCGAUCAAGGCCACAUUGCCAAAGUCCAAUGCGCCGAGGUCUGGUGUCCUAUGUCGAUGGAGUUCUACCAGGAAUAUCAGAAAGAGACCACCCGGAAACAGGCCUUGUACUACAUCAUGAAUCCUGUCAAGUACCAGGUCUGCCAGUAUCUCAUCGACUAUCACGAAAAGCGAGGCGACAAAAUCAUUGUUUUCAGCGACAACUUGUUCGCCCUGCAACAUUACGCCGUCACGAUGAAGAAACCCUUCAUCUACGGCGACACCAGCAAUCAGGAACGAAUCAAUAUUCUCGAAAACUUCCAGCACAAUGAGAUGAUCAACACCAUCUUCCUGUCCAAGAUUGGCGAUACAUCUCUCGACCUGCCGGAAGCCACAUGCCUGAUCCAGAUCUCGUCCCACUACGGAUCCCGACGUCAAGAAGCGCAGCGCCUCGGACGAAUUCUGCGAGCAAAGCGCCGUAACGACGAGGGAUUCAAUGCGUUCUUCUACUCGCUGGUUUCUAAGGACACCACGGAAAUGGCGUACAGCGCCAAAAGACAAGCCUUCCUAGUGGACCAGGGGUAUGCCUUCAAGACCAUCACCCAUCUGGCUGGGAUGUCAGAAAUGCCCGGCCUGGCCUACACCACUGCCCGCGAGCGCAACGAACUGCUCGCGCACGUCAUGCUGCAGCAAGAAACGGCCGCUGAUGUCGAGAAGAUCGACGAUAACAUGUGGAGUCAUCUCAGCGCCAGCAACAGUGCCGCGGCCAAGGCGAAAGCGAAGAAACUGCAGGUGCGUAGACAAGCUGUGCUGAUGGCCGACGCGAGCGGCGGCGGUACCAUGGCUCCCAUGUAUAGGGAACAGGAACGGAAGAGCAAGAAGAGCCAGAUGCCGGAGAGCGAAUGGUUCAAAAAGGAGGCGAGGCGCCGCGAACUGGCCGCGAAGAAGCGCAAGAAGGAGAGAAUGGAGGCCGAGAGGGCCGCUGGCGCUGGGGCCUAG
Molecule: messenger RNA, 2541 nt
Organism: Capronia coronata CBS 617.96
Lineage: Eukaryota; Fungi; Ascomycota; Eurotiomycetes; Chaetothyriales; Herpotrichiellaceae
Product: DNA excision repair protein ERCC-3
Exons: 1
Coding region: 1-2541 (846 amino acids)
Biological process (GO): nucleotide-excision repair; transcription initiation at RNA polymerase II promoter
Cellular component (GO): transcription preinitiation complex; nucleotide-excision repair factor 3 complex; transcription factor TFIIH holo complex
Molecular function (GO): 3'-5' DNA helicase activity; hydrolase activity; DNA binding
Source: RefSeq, a predicted model, not a curated record